Molecule: messenger RNA, 1127 nt
Organism: Ciona intestinalis (vase tunicate)
Lineage: Eukaryota; Metazoa; Chordata; Ascidiacea; Phlebobranchia; Cionidae
Source: RefSeq, a predicted model, not a curated record
CAGUUUACAAAAGUUUAGAGUACAAAAAUCUAACCAUGAAGUUCGUCGGGUUAUUCCUUUUGACUUUCUGUUGUCUUGUUCUUGAUGUUCAGUCUUUUCUAUGGAACUCUGGAGGUUCGUUUGCGACUCGUUACCCUACAAACCCGCCCACGACAACCCCGGUACCGUGUGUGUAUCAGCGAUGGGGAAAAUGCUCUGUAGGAUCGAACUCUGUCCGAACUCGCCAACCUGUAACACGGACAUCUUCCUGCCGACCCCAAACAGAACGGUGUAGCGCAGGAGCAUCGUUGGCAUCAGGUUUAGUCAACAGCUUUGUCCUUGUAGAACCAGCUGUCCCAGAGAACAACAAUUCCGUGUCUCGGACAAAGCGCCAAGCACCCUCAUGGCCACCUGCUCUAAAACAACGAGACAUCUUGUUUUUGCUGGAUGAAAGCGGUAGCCUAGGACAAGCGCCAUUCAACAAUGUCGUUAAAAGAAUCGCAGCGGGAAUGGUGAGCGUGCUGUGCGGUCCCAUUAAAAUUGGUCCGGACAAUACUCGAGUGGCCGUUACUUCUUUUGAUCGGACAAUACACGAUCAUAUAGGAUUUGGUGAUUACACAAAUAACGUUACACUUGUCAAUGCAAUAAGAUCGAUCAGUUACACUGAAGGAACAUCGGGAAGAACAUGUUUGUUGGACGCCUUAGAACAUGUUCGUGACGUAAUCAUUGCGCCAUCAAGCGGUGGCAGACCAGACGAUAAAAACGUCAAACAGGAGAUUUUCAUUAUAACUGAUGGGUGUGGGAAUUGCCCUCGUGACCGACAAGCUGGUGCCAUGCAAAAUCUAAUGCAGUCGCUAGUUAUAAAUGACAUUGACGUUUACGUGGUGGCUAUUAGGCUCGGACGGGGUGCAUGUCAACAGAAACUAGCGCAACUAGCAAAAGGAGGAAGAUGCAACCAUUUCUUUUUCGUUCCUCAUGUUAACGAGAAUGACUUUAUUGCGGGGUUGGAAAUGAACUACUGUAGCCAACAGUGGCUUUAUAACCCCGCCAAUGUACAAGCAUGUGCUUAAGAUAACUAGACACAAACUUUUGACACCAAAACAGAAAAAUAUUUGGUACAGAAACAAAUAAAAUUUCUCUUUAAGAAA